This is a messenger RNA of Chaetomium fimeti, 795 nucleotides long. RefSeq lists its product as uncharacterized. Gene Ontology annotation, molecular function: oxidoreductase activity. The transcript has a single exon. Bases 1 to 795 code for a protein of 264 amino acids. The record is from RefSeq and is a predicted model, not a curated record. Lineage: Eukaryota; Fungi; Ascomycota; Sordariomycetes; Sordariales; Chaetomiaceae.
AUGACGACCCCUUACAUCCCCGGCCGCCUCGACGGCAAGGUCGCCCUGGUGACUGGUUCCGGGCGUGGAAUCGGCGCGGCCAUCGCGGUGCACCUCGGCCGACUAGGCGCCAAAGUAGUCGUCAACUACGCCAACUCGGCCGAGCACGCCGAGAAGGUGGUGGCGGAGAUCAAGAGCCUGGGCACCGACGCCGUGGCAUUCAAGGCCGACAUCCGGCAGGUGCCUCAAACGGCCAAGCUCUUCGACGACGCGGUGGCGCACUUCGGGCGGCUGGACAUCGCGGUCAGCAACUCGGGCGUGGUCAGCUUCGGGCACCUCAAGGACGUGACCGAGGACGAGUUCGACCGCGUCUUCAGCCUGAACACGCGCGGCCAGUUCUUCGUCGCGCGCGAGGCCUACCGCGUGCUCGCCGAGGGCGGCCGCAUCAUCAUGACGUCGUCCAACACGUCGCGCGACUUCAGCGUGCCGGCCCACUCGCUCUACUCGGGCUCCAAGGGCGCCAUCGACUCCUUCGUGCGCAUCCUGUCCAAGGACUGCGGCGACAAGAAGAUCACCGUCAACGCCGUCGCCCCCGGCGGCACCGUCACCGACAUGUUCCACGCCGUCUCCCAGCACUACAUCCCCGGCGGUGAGAAGUACACCCCCGAGGAGCGCCAGGCCAUGGCCGCCCAUGCCUCUCCGCUGCACCGCAACGGCUUCCCUGAGGAUAUCGCCCGCGUGGUGGGAUUCCUCGCCAGCAAGGAGGGUGAGUGGGUGAACGGCAAGGUUUUGACGUUGGAUGGCGGUGCGGCGUGA